This is a messenger RNA of Plutella xylostella (diamondback moth), 1910 nucleotides long. Its product is annotated as cytochrome P450 6B2. NCBI's taxonomy places the organism in Eukaryota, Metazoa, Arthropoda, Insecta, Lepidoptera, Plutellidae. The record is from RefSeq and is a predicted model, not a curated record. Gene Ontology annotation, molecular function: oxidoreductase activity, acting on paired donors, with incorporation or reduction of molecular oxygen; heme binding; monooxygenase activity.
GUCGAUUCUAUCUCAUAUUACUUUAUGUUUUAGUGUAAGCUAGUUAUCGGUCGGUUUCCUUAAUUAAACAUGUUGUUCUUAUUAGUUUCAUUCGUCGUAGUCUUAGUGUAUUACUACUUGACGAGAAACUUUGACUACUGGGCAAAGAGGGGAGUGAAACAUGACAACCCCAUCCCAUUGUUUGGUAACAACUUCCGCCAGUUCUUCUUCAAGAUCAGUCUGACGGACAUCGUCGCCGAGCAGUACUUCAAGUACCCGGAGGAAAAAAUGGUGGGUUUCUACCGAGCGAACGAACCACGACUCAUUCUGAGAGACCCAGAAUUGGUGAAGCAAGUUCUGAUCACAGACUUCCCGUAUUUCUACAGGAGGGGUUUAAACCCUCACAAGGAAGUGAUCGAACCGCUGCUAAAGAACCUCUUUUUUGCUGAUGGAGACAUAUGGAAGCUGCUGCGGCAGCGAAUGACGCCGGCGUUCACCAGCGGCAAGCUGAAGGCCAUGUUCCCGCUCAUUGUGGAGAGAGCUGAGAAGCUACAGCAGAUAGCAGCGGACGCGGCACGGACCGGCAAAGAAGUAGACGUCAGGGACCUGAUGGCUCGCUACACCACCGAUUUUAUCGGAGCCUGUGGAUUCGGAAUAGAAGCUGAUGCUCUCAACGACGAAGAUUCAACCUUCCGCAAGCUGGGAAAACGCAUAUUUACAACGUCGAGGAGAGAUGGUUUCGUAGUUUUCCUGAAACUGGUGUUUCCGGAAACUUUUAAGAAUCUGAAUUUCCUUGUACCAGAAAUAGAACAGAAUGCGGUUGGUUUGGUCAAAAGUAUAAUGGAACAGAGGAAUUAUAAGCCUAUCGGAAGGAAUGAUUUCAUCGACCUCCUUUUGGAAUUGAGGGAAAAGGGUAAAAUAGUCGGUGAAUCAAUCGAGAAAAGAAAAUCUGACGGAACACCUCUAACAGCAGAACUAGAGUUUGACGAUUUGCUGAUGACAGCACAAGUAUUUAUCUUCUUCGCAGCUGGUUUCGAAACUUCCUCCUCAGCGACCAGCUACACUCUCAACCAGAUCGCAUUCCACCCCGAUGUCCAGAAGAAGUGUCAAGAUGAGAUUGAUACAGUAUUAGCUAAAUAUGAUAACAAAUUGUGCUAUGAAGCAGUGAAAGAAAUGCAGUACUUAGAUAUGGCAUUCAAGGAAGGAAUGAGAAUGUUUCCGUCUCUAGGGUUCCUUAUUAGGAGGUGCGCAAAACAGUACACGUUUCCUGGUACAAAUAUAACGAUAGAUGAGGGAAUCCCCAUCAUGAUCCCGCUGCAGGCGAUGCAGACUGAUGAGAAGUACUUCGAGGACCCAGAACUGUUCUUACCAGAAAGGUUUCAUCCAGACAGAAGCGCUGACAUUAAGAAACAUAUCUAUCUUCCAUUCGGAGAAGGCCCCAGAGCAUGUAUUGGCGAGCGGCUCGGCCACAUGCAGUCUCUGGCCGGGAUCGCCGCUCUGCUGCACAAGUACUCGGUGACCCCCUCCCCUAACUCUCUGAAGACCCCCCUCCACGACCCCAGGUCCACCGUAGUGCAGAGCAUCAAAGGUGGAAUACCGCUGUGCUUGGUUGCGAGGAAGAAGAAUUUAUAGCCGCUGCCGCUGCUCCUCUAGUUUAAAAUAAAAUAAGAACUACACUGACGGGAAAUGAAAAAAAUUCUCCUGCCCUAUGUAUCUGCUUUGUGGACGUUCCAUAUGUCACUGGAACUUUUUCAUUUCUCGUGAGUGUAGUAUAGAUUUCCCUACUCAAGCGGUAAGAUGUGAUAUUAUUGUGUUUCAUGAAGCCUUACAAAGGCACAGGUGAAAUAUGAACAUUAAUUCUAAGUUUAGUUAAGUGAAGCCGACCUGAUUAAUAAAACGAUAGUCUCUGAAAAUAGUGACUUUUAUAAUUA